AUGGAGACCCAGGUUGGAAGGCUUGUCGAGAAGGCGUGGAAGAAGUAUGAGGAAACGCCAAAGGACAAGAGAUUAUUGAUCGGCGUUGCUGGUAUCCCCGGCUCAGGCAAAACAACCUUCUCACAAAUCAUCACCAAUCGAAUCAAUGCUCGCGCCUCCUCUUCAGAUCCCUCCUCUCCUCCUCCAGCAACAUUCGUUCCCAUGGACGGCUUCCAUCUCACCCGCGCCGCCCUCUCGGCCAUGCCAGACCCUGAUACAGCCCACUUCCGCCGCGGCGCAGCCUUUACCUUCGAUGCGCCCAAGUUCCUCACCCUUGUCCAAGCACUCUCCAAGAGACCAAUUCCAUCAGACCCAAUUCCUGCACCAUCCUUUGAUCAUGCGCUGAAGGAUCCCCGAGACGACGAUAUCGUCGUCAAGCCGGAGCAUCGUGUGGUUGUACUUGAGGGAAACUACCUUGCGCUAGAUCAAGAUAUCUGGCGAGAUGCGGCGAAGCUUCUGGAUGAGGUGUGGUUCGUUGAAGUGGACUUUGAGGUUGCGCGGAGGCGGCUUAGGGAGAGGCAUGUAAGAGCAGGGAUUGUGAAGGAUAUUGAAGAGGGGGAUAGAAGGGCCAUGGAGAAUGAUCUAGUUAAUGGUAAAGAGAUCAUUGACUUCAGGCUCAAAGUAGACGAGGUGAUCCAAAGUCGAGAAGAUGGAAGUUGGGUCCAUGAAUAG
This is a messenger RNA of Fusarium mangiferae, 711 nucleotides long. Its product is annotated as putative panthothenate kinase/uridine kinase-related protein. Gene Ontology annotation, cellular component: cytoplasm. The record is from RefSeq and is a predicted model, not a curated record. Gene Ontology annotation, molecular function: kinase activity; ATP binding. The coding region runs from base 1 to 711 and encodes 236 amino acids. The transcript has 3 exons. NCBI's taxonomy places the organism in Eukaryota, Fungi, Ascomycota, Sordariomycetes, Hypocreales, Nectriaceae.